Molecule: messenger RNA, 1347 nt
Organism: Lampris incognitus (smalleye Pacific opah)
Lineage: Eukaryota; Metazoa; Chordata; Actinopteri; Lampriformes; Lampridae
Product: olfactory receptor 2F1-like
Exons: 5
Coding region: 1-1347 (448 amino acids)
Biological process (GO): G protein-coupled receptor signaling pathway
Cellular component (GO): membrane
Molecular function (GO): olfactory receptor activity; G protein-coupled receptor activity
Source: RefSeq, a predicted model, not a curated record
AUGAAUGACUUCCGCCCUGUGGCCCUCACUCCGAUAGUUAUGGAGUGCUUUGAGCGGCUUGUCAUGCAGCACAUUAAGGCCUGCCUCACUGCAAACCUAGAUCCCCUACAGUUUGCAUAUAGAGUCAACCGAGCCAUGGAAGACACAAUCUGUACCACACUUCACCUCACUUUGUCACACAUGGAAGGGAAGAACACCUACACCAGGAUCCUCUUCAUCGAUUUCAGCUCAGCAUUUAACACCAUCAUACCACAACAGCUGAUGGAGAAGCUGAGGUUGCUGGACGUGGACACUGGUACCCGUAACUGGGUCCCUGACUUCCUGACGCAGAGGCAGCAGACAGGUCUCCAUAACCUAGUUCUGCUGGCUUGGAUGGACAACAUGACCAUGCUGAGGCAGCCCAUUGUGUUUGAGCUGGAGGGGUUCCAUGUUCCGCAUGGCCACGGACCUUUACUUUUUUUUUUGGCUCUUCUCAACUAUAUGGUGGUACUGGUGGCGAAUGGGGUGGUGUUGAGUGUCAUCAUAGCAGACAGGACCUUACACAGACCCAUGUAUGUUAUGGUUUGUAACUUAGCAGCCUGUGACCUGCUGGGAGGUACAGCUGUGCUGAUUCGACUCAUGAUACACUUCCUGACGGGGCAGAAGAGAAUGCCUUAUGUCACCGCUAUUGCCCAGGGCUUCAUCGUUCACAUGUAUGGUGCUGCAGUUCAGACAAUUCUUGCUGCUAUGGCAUAUGACAGGUAUGUGGCUGUGUGUGAACCUCUCAGGUACCAUACCAUUAUGUCAUCACCUCGGCUGCUCCUCUCUUGUAUUCUGUCCUGGGGAGUUGCCCUGCUCUGUAUUGGGGUGCUUUUUGCCCUCAAUGUUGGUACACCCCUUUGCAGCACCACCAUCAAGCAUGUCUACUGUAGUAACCGUUCAAUUCUGCGUCUGGCUUGUGGGCCGACACCUAUAAACAAUGUCUAUGGCUUAUGCAUGUCUUGGUCCCUGAGCACGGGCACGUUCCUCAUCAUAGCUCUUUCCUACAUCAAGAUCCUCUAUGCCUGCAUAAAACAAGGCAGGAGUAGCAGUGGCACCCGAAGCAAAGCAUUUCAGACCUGUGCAUCGCAUCUUGUGGUCUAUGUGCUGUAUGAAAUUGCUUCUGCAAUCAUAAUUGUGAGUCAAAGGUUUCCCUCGGUCUCCCAUAACAUCAAGAAGUUCUUUAGCAUCCUCAUUAUCAUUGUUCCACCAGCCAUCAAUCCAAUCAUUUAUGGUCUGGUCACAAAAGAGUUACGUGCAAGUAUCAUCAAGCAAUUCAUAGCAAGGGUCUCACCUAAAGUGUUGCAGUGUGUCACAACUCACAGAUAA